Molecule: messenger RNA, 1559 nt
Organism: Vespula vulgaris
Lineage: Eukaryota; Metazoa; Arthropoda; Insecta; Hymenoptera; Vespidae
Gene: Gnpnat
Product: probable glucosamine 6-phosphate N-acetyltransferase
Exons: 5
Coding region: 762-1331 (189 amino acids)
Biological process (GO): UDP-N-acetylglucosamine biosynthetic process
Cellular component (GO): Golgi apparatus; endoplasmic reticulum; endoplasmic reticulum-Golgi intermediate compartment
Molecular function (GO): glucosamine 6-phosphate N-acetyltransferase activity; monosaccharide binding
Source: RefSeq, a predicted model, not a curated record
UACCCUUCAAAUGUACAAAAGAAACAUGAAAUUUGUUGCGACGUUUUAUUUAUAUAAUGAAUGUGCAUGUGUUCAAUGCGAAAUAUGUAUUUCAUAAUGCCUAUUUUUUUUAACAAUUAUUCCACAAUAUAAUAGUUGAAUAGAAUAAUUGAAUCUUAAUAUAUGAUGACGCGUUAUUGAAAAAGUUAUUAUUUAUUAAGCGUCAAAUGUAUCAUACAGUAUAUAGUAAAAGUAUUACUACAUAUUACAGUUAUUUUGAAAUAAUUACAUCUAAUAGUAUUAUAAGUGAAUUGAAAAAUAUAUGUAAUUUAAAUUUACACUUAUUAAUGAUACUGUCACAGAAAAGGCUAUUAGAGAUAAGAAUAUGUAAGCAUAUGUAUAGAAAAAUUCGAAUGAGUAAAGUAUUCGGUUAAAUAAUUUUUGUAUUGAUUUUAUUAUAAUGUAAUCUAAACAAUUUAAAAAAAGAGAAAUGGCAAACGAAUAUUCGUGAUGUAAUGUUUUUGUUGUGUUCUAGUAGGUAAAAAUACUAGUUAACGGAACAGAAUAUCUUGAGGGAAAUGUAUUUAAAAAUACGAUAAAAAAUAGAGAUAGCCGCGGGCAAUUGUGUGAGAGUGUCGUUGCUGGAAUGCCACGACAAAGAAUUUUUUUGACAUUAUAUUCCGAAGCGAGAUUAAAAUUAUCAACGACUGCCACAAGUUGGUUUUCCUUAACGAAUUAAAAUAGGUUACAACACAUUUGUUUCUUCACAAUUGCAAUUAAAAAUGAAUUUACAACAGGAUGUCCAUCAUACAGGAACAGAAAUUGAACUAUUCAAUAAAAAUAUAUUGGAACGAUUAACAUUACCACAUGUUGAAGGUUUACUGUUACGACCUCUUAGAUCCACUGAUUAUGAUAAAGGAUUUUUAGAACUUUUGGCACAAUUAACAGAAGUAGGAAAAGUAAAUAAAGAACAAUUUCUAAGCAAGUUCCAAAGUAUGAAAAAUGCUGGGAUUUAUUAUAUCAUUGUUAUAGAAGAUACACAUAGUACUAAGGUAAUUGGAAGUGCAACUUUGAUAUCAGAGCAAAAAUUUAUUCAUAACUGUGCAUUGCGUGGACGUUUGGAAGAUGUGGUUGUGAAUAAUAAUUAUAGAGGUAAACAUUUGGGUAAAUUACUUGUUAAUGUUAUUUUACAACUGGCCCGUUAUUUACACUGUUAUAAAAUAUCUUUGGAUUGCCGAGAUAAUCUCAUACCAUUCUAUGAAAGUUUAGGUUUUAAAAGAGAACCGAAUAAUGCGAAUAAUCUUAAUAUGAGAUUCUCAAAUGAAAGUACUACUGAGCAAUCUCAUUUGUGAAUAAAGUACUUAAUUAUUAUCUUUUUAUUUUAAAUAAAAUGUUAAUACUUUUGAUCUUUUGUUAAUUAUCAUAUUUAUCAUAUAAAUAUUAAACUGUUAUAAAUGAAAAUCCACGAAUCAUAUAAAUUGUAAUUUUAUUAUUAUAUCGUAUCUAUGGAAUUAAGUUUCUAUGUAAUAGAAAGUUAUAUGGUAUAUUAAAAUAUCAAUAAAUAUAACAUACACAUAACA